AUGACUGAUCGUACGGGUGGCCCAUCAUGCAUCAUGCAUCAUCGCCUAAUCAUGCACAUGCCACAUUAUUGUCGGAGACCAGACAACUAUGGGGAACAGCACGAGCUCGGAAGUGAAGGCGGCGCUCGCAAUCACGAGAGGCUACAACCCCAGGAUCUAACACUCGCACGAAGCCUCAGAUUACGCGCAGAAGGGCUCGAGAAAGUUGUCACGUCCAUGCUCAAAUCACCCCCUCCGAUCCAUCCGAUCGACGACCACGACACUACACCAACAAGUUCACCCAAGCCCAAACCCUCCAAGCAUCCGCAUACUUUACCGAAUGGCAUCUGCUUGCGCUUAGCCUUCGGCACGCUCUUCCUCGCACGGCGCAACCUUCAAGUGCCCAUAAAUGUACGAGACCGCCCUACCUCCCUUCAUGGAAUGAUCGCUUGCCUCGGCUUAAUCGUUGCUGCUGCUGGAAGUCCAAAGCUACACACCAUUACCUUUUGUACAGAAAGCCUUUUUCGCUCUAAAGGCAAAUCCAAUGCUCCAGGCUGUCACCCGACCGUCUUCUUAUCGGAUGCCCCAUCGUACAAUGUCUUCCGCAUUCAUCGUUUCAUACGACCUCAAGUCACCCGUCCAGAUUCGCGCCUGGGGUUGAUGUUGCGGAUCUCUGGAUCUCCACUCCGCAGAGUCACCAAAAGUGGGGACGACGCGGGGACGUUCUACAAUAUUCCACAGCCUAAGGUCACGACCGCAGUGGCUUCGCGGAGAAGAGUUGCUGACGCUAAGAGGGAAUUGGUCAGGAAGUCUAUUGGAAGUGGCAUGAAGACGUUGAAGGAGUUGGCAGUCAAGGAUUAAUCGAUUGAACUUUUUCAAAAUCCACCGCCUUCAGAAGUCAAUGACAACCAAUCCGACCCC
Molecule: messenger RNA, 900 nt
Organism: Laccaria bicolor S238N-H82
Lineage: Eukaryota; Fungi; Basidiomycota; Agaricomycetes; Agaricales; Hydnangiaceae
Exons: 3
Coding region: 1-840 (279 amino acids)
Source: RefSeq, a predicted model, not a curated record